This is a messenger RNA of Rhincodon typus (whale shark), 588 nucleotides long. Its product is annotated as zinc finger protein 623-like. The transcript has a single exon. Lineage: Eukaryota; Metazoa; Chordata; Chondrichthyes; Orectolobiformes; Rhincodontidae. The coding region runs from base 1 to 588 and encodes 195 amino acids. The record is from RefSeq and is a predicted model, not a curated record. Gene Ontology annotation, molecular function: RNA polymerase II cis-regulatory region sequence-specific DNA binding; DNA-binding transcription factor activity, RNA polymerase II-specific. Gene Ontology annotation, cellular component: nucleus. Gene Ontology annotation, biological process: central nervous system development; regulation of transcription by RNA polymerase II.
AUGCACCAACGCAGUCACAAUGGGGAGAAACCGUUCACUUGCUCUGAUUGUGGGAUGGGAUUCACUCUGUCAAAAAACCUGCUGAAACACCAGCGAGUUCACACUGGGGAGAGACCGUUUGCUUGCCCUGUGUGUGGGAAAGGAUUCGCGCAGACAUCUCAACUGCUGAAACACCAGCGAGUUCACACAGGAGAAAGACCAUUCACUUGCUCUGUAUGUGGGAAAGAAUUUGCUUUGUCAUCCAGCCUGGUGACACAUCAGCGAAUUCACAAUGAGGUCAGACUGUUCACCUGCUCUAUGUGUGGGAAAGGAUUCGUUUUGACAACCAACCUGCUGAAACACCAGCGAGUUCACACCAGAGAGAAAUCAUUCAUCUGUUCCGUGUGUGGGAAAGGAUUCACUCAGUCAUCCUCUCUGCUGGAACACCAGCAAGUUCACACUGGGAAAAGACCGUUCAUCUGUUCUGAAUGUGGGAAAGGAUUCACUCGCACAUCCAAACUAUUGGUACAUCAACGAGUUCACACUGGAAGAAACCUUUCACCUGUUCCGAGUGUGGGAAGGGAUUUGCGAACUCAACCAACCUGCUGA